Salarias fasciatus (jewelled blenny) is the source of this 2909-nucleotide messenger RNA. RefSeq names its product cyclin dependent kinase 17 (gene cdk17). Gene Ontology annotation, biological process: protein phosphorylation. NCBI's taxonomy places the organism in Eukaryota, Metazoa, Chordata, Actinopteri, Blenniiformes, Blenniidae. Gene Ontology annotation, cellular component: cytoplasm; nucleus. Gene Ontology annotation, molecular function: ATP binding; cyclin-dependent protein serine/threonine kinase activity. The coding region runs from base 331 to 1914 and encodes 527 amino acids. The transcript has 17 exons. The record is from RefSeq and is a predicted model, not a curated record.
UCUGCUCGCACCCCUCCCGUCUCCUCCGUCGAUAUCAGGUCCUCCUCCAGCCUCUUUAAACUGCCUUCUCCGCCCAGAAAGGAGCACAUUUUCGGGGGUUUGGUCUCCGGCGGGUCCUCCUCGCUCUCCCAGACCUGUCCGCGCGUCUCGGGGGGGAUUUUCUUUCUUCUUUCUGUGUCGGAGCGAGAGGAAACAGAGAAGCGGAGCUGUGUUUUCACGCUGCUUUUGGUGGGCGGAUAAAGCGAAGGAGGGCAUCCGGGCCUGGCAGCUCCGGAGAGUCGGCUUGAAACGACGGAAUUCACCAUUUUUCAGGCCGAGCGCUGCCUCGCUAUGGAGAAGAUGAAGAGGAUCAAGAAGCGCCUGUCCUUAACCCUCCGGCCCAGCCAGACCAUCGACGAGUCUCUGUCCGAGCUGGCCGAGCAGCUGACCAUCGAGGACGGCGGCACCAAAGACAACGAGCCCUUCAUGAGGAACGGCCGGCCGCCGACCUCCCACAGCAUGCACUCCUUCCUGCACCAGUACACCGGCUCCUUCAAGAAGCCGCCGCUCCGCCGGCCGCACAGCGUCAUCGGCGGCACGCUGGGCUCCUUCAUGGCCAUGCCGCGCAACGGGAGCCGCCUGGACAUCGUGCACGAGAACCUGAAGAUGGGAUCGGACGGCGAGAGUGACCAGGCGUCGGGGACGUCCUCCGACGAGGUCCAGUCGCCCACCGGCGUCUGCCUGAGGAACCGAGUCCACCGACGGAUCUCCAUGGAGGACCUGAACAAGCGGCUGUCACUGCCCGCCGACAUCCGGAUCCCAGACGGCUACCUGGAGAAGCUGCAGCUCAGCAGCCCGCCGUUCGACCAGCCGCUCAGCCGCCGCUCCCGCCGAGCCUCGCUGUCGGAAAUUGGUUUUGGGAAGUUGGAGACGUACAUCAAGCUGGACAAGCUGGGAGAGGGAACGUACGCCACGGUGUUUAAAGGACGCAGCAAGCUGACGGACAACCUGGUGGCCCUGAAGGAGAUCCGGCUGGAGCACGAGGAAGGAGCUCCGUGCACCGCCAUCAGAGAAGUGUCUCUACUGAAGGACCUGAAGCACGCCAACAUCGUGACGUUACACGACAUCGUCCACACCGACAAGAGCCUCACGCUCGUCUUCGAGUACCUGGAUAAGGACCUGAAGCAGUACAUGGACGACUGUGGGAACAUCAUGAGUAUGCACAACGUGAAGGUGUUUCUGUUCCAGAUUUUACGAGGACUGUCCUACUGUCACAAGAGGAAGGUUCUCCACAGAGACCUGAAGCCACAGAACCUCCUCAUUAACGAGAAAGGGGAGCUCAAGCUGGCUGAUUUCGGUCUGGCGAGGGCGAAGUCAGUUCCCACUAAAACCUAUUCCAACGAGGUGGUGACUCUGUGGUACCGGCCCCCCGACGUCCUGCUGGGGUCCUCGGAGUACUCAACACAGAUCGACAUGUGGGGUGUCGGCUGUAUAUUCUACGAGAUGGCUGCGGGUCGGCCUCUGUUCCCGGGCUCCACCGUGGAGGACGAGCUCCACCUCAUCUUCAGGCUGCUGGGCACGCCCACCGAGGAGAACUGGCCGGGAAUCUCCUCCGUCGACGAGUUCAAAUCCUACAACUUUCCCAAAUACAAGCCGCAGCCGUUGAUCAACCACGCCCCCAGGCUGGACAGCGACGGCAUCGAGCUGCUGCUGGCGUUCCUCAAAUAUGAAUCCAAGAAGAGGAUCUCAGCCGACGAGGCCAUGAAGCAUUCCUACUUCCGGCAGCUCGGGAUGAGAGUCCACAACCUCCCCGAGAGCGUAUCGAUAUUCACGUUAAAAGAAGUGCAGCUGCAGAGAGACCCCGGUUACAGGAACUCCUCAUACCCAGAGUCAGGGAACGGAAAGAUCAACAGAAGGCAAAGCAUGCUCUUCUAACAGCCGAGGAUCUCCUGUCCAGCUCCACCUUCACUCCCCAGCAUGAGCCCACCUUCCUCCGGAGUGACCCCCUCCCCCCGUCGACCCUUCACCCCUGCGCACACACACACACAUAAACGCGCACACACACCCCUCUGAGCGAGUGACUCUGAGUUGUGGAGACUGUUUAUUUAUUUUUAUUGGGGGGUGAUGUUGUAUUUUUUGCUGCUAAACUACUAAACUACUACUGUCUGUAUUUAACACACCGUGUGUGUGUGUGUGUGUGUGUGUGUGUGCGUGCGUGUGUGUGUGUGUAAACAUGAUGUGAACUGGAGGCGCCAUGCACAGCUGAGCAGUCAGUCGGGUCACUGUCGUUCUCCGAUUCUCUGGCUUCUUCUUCUUCUUUUUGAGUUCCAGUUCGACGCUGCGAUGCCAGACUAAAAGCUUCAAUGGCAACACUUUUAAAAUACACACAUAUAUAUAUAUGUAUGUUUGGUUCUGUUUUGUCGUCGAGCUUCCUCGAUUGAAUUUCCCGACGUUUCCGGAGCUCGGCAGACUGGAACUCAGCCUGGCGUGAGUCGGUCUGGAGUUUUCAUCUCCCUGCAGCGUUUCGAGAAAAAGACGGAAACGCGCAGCUUGGGGGUUUCUCUCCGACCCGUCUGGCUCGUGGAAACGGCGGAUUACGGAUCGAUAGCGGAGAUGAAGCCAGCAAGCCUUCUGGAAACUGCCAGGAUUUUUUUGUUUUUUUUUUUUUCUUUCCAAACGUGGAACUAAUGCAAGCUGGGUUCCGUCGCUCUGUGUGCAUCCGCAGACCUGACUGCAGUGACUCUGUUCCUACCUUGCACUUCAGUGUUUUUGUUGUUUUGUUUUGUUUUGUUGUUCAUCAGGGACACGAGCCCGGACGCGGCCCGGUUUACCCAACAGUAUUAAGGUGUUUUCUCUGUGUCUGUGACCUUUGACCUCUCCUUUGUGAAGCGACCGUGUCUUCUGUGGCAUGUUUUUUUCGGAGGUUUGGG